Messenger RNA from Zeugodacus cucurbitae (melon fly), 3513 nucleotides. It is a transcript of the gene Epp, whose product is annotated as ecdysteroid-phosphate phosphatase. Gene Ontology annotation, molecular function: protein binding. NCBI's taxonomy places the organism in Eukaryota, Metazoa, Arthropoda, Insecta, Diptera, Tephritidae. The record is from RefSeq and is a predicted model, not a curated record. The coding region runs from base 227 to 2548 and encodes 773 amino acids. The transcript has 11 exons.
GAGAAAAGUAACAGGUUGCACACAGUCUGAUAUUUGUCACGUUUCAUUGCGAACGUUGUUCUAACAAAUCCAUCGAAUAUAUUCAACGUUGAUAGCUACUGUUACAUGACAAUUUCAGUUAUGUAGACGAUAAAAGAAAAGGUGAACACUGUUCGGAUUUUUUAGUGAUAUAUUUUCUUCAUAUGCUAUACGACAACAAAAGUUAUUAAAUUGGCGUGCAUAAAAUAUGGCUCAACUCCCGCCGCGGAAGAACCUGACACCAACUAGAAUUUCGAAGCAGCACUUAUCGCCGUUGCAGACGUUAUUGCAAAUGGGGUUUACCAAGCACAGAGCUGAAAAGGCAUUGGCAGCAACUGGUAACCGAGGGGUGCAAAUCGCAUCCGACUGGUUGCUUGCGCAUGUAAAUGAUUCAACUUUGGAUGAGAACUGCCCGCGGGAAUAUAUUCUGUACGCUUGUCCUACUGGCUCAUUUUUACAUCAGCUGGAGGAAUUCUGGAACAAAUCACGAAGAGUUUGUGGUUGGAACGGAGCUCACAAUUAUGUGCCACAUAUUACAUUGGUUUCAUUUUUCAAGGCCCCUGAUGAAAGUUCUUUACAAUUAUCUAAAGCUCUGAAACAAGUAGUUGAUAUGAGUGGACCACUUCUAGAUCGUCCAUUGAAACUAGAGCCUUAUUUGAGUCAAAAUUUUAUGGGCUUUUUUGUAGCUGAAGAUGACGCAAACUAUUUGAAACGGUUAUCACUACAAUAUGUGAAGGAGGUGUCCAAUUCAAUCAUAAGCGAUACAUAUGAGCAGCUUGAUGCAAUAGUGGCUUGCUUCCCAUGGUGCGGUGCUGUUUCGUCUGGUACACGUUGUAUACCGCGUAGUAGUCGAUCUAUAUCUUUGGAGCCGCAUGUAAAAUCACUACAUCUUACCUUAGCAUAUCAGUUUCCGCAGAAUCAGUUUAAUUCACUUAAAACCUUAGUGGAAUCACUCGAUGCAACUUGUGCCUCAAAUUGGGAGCUGCGUCUGUAUUCGCGCGACCCACGACUAACCACCAAACAAGUGCACAAAGUGGUGUAUCCUCAUAGCCCCCAUGAAAUUGAUGAACUGGAGUUGCGCAUCGGCGAUUAUAUUUAUUUGAGUACGGAUGCUGUAGAAAAUUCCUGCGAUGGAUGGGCUGAGGGUAUUUCAUGGCUAACAGGAAGUGUUGGUCAUUUGCCUGUGAAUUACAUUGAACGUACCACUGAAUCAGAUGCUUGGACACUUCACCGCGUUGUGCAGUUAUCUAAAUCAACGACACCAUCUUUGAUAUCGGCUGAAGAAAUUGACAUUGUGGAUGGUCGUAUCAUUUCUAUUGAUCAUGACGAACAGGAUAAGGGUUUACAUCAUCAAAAUGUGAUAGUUGGCUUGUCACAUGAAUUAAUAGAGGGUACUUCUUUUAAUGAGGAAUCCGAGAACAGUGUGGAAAAUUACUUACGUAAAACUUUACAACCUUGUUUAGAUUUGCCAAUUGUACAGAGUAAUCACAAUUUAAUGCAAAAUAGUAGUCAGCUGACAAAGUCACAGCCGAUAAAUCAUCAGCCGCAAUGUAUCUUAAUACAAGAAAAACCAAGCUUAGAAAUUAGUUCACCACACGCAAUGGAAGUAGCCAAGAGGCGAAGAGACAUGGAGAUAAUGGUGGAGCCGAUUAGCAUUUCAACACCACAUGCAGAUGACACUCUUAGUAUAAAUUCUGAGCGUUCAAAUGAAGGUACAAGCCUAGAGGUAUCAACGAACAAGAGUCGUAGAUUAUAUAUAAUGCGACAUGGUGAACGUGUUGAUUUUACCUUCGGCACAUGGAUACCUUAUUGUUUUGAUGAAUUUAACAAUUAUGUGCGUAAGGACUUAAAUAUGCCCCGUAAACUACCACGCAGGCAAAGAUGUCCAGAUGGUUGGCAAAAUGACUCACCACUUACAAACAUAGGACUUUAUCAAGCGAAAUUGACGGGCGAAGCAUUACUUGACUGUAAUGCUCGCAUCGACCAUGUUUAUUGCUCUCCAGCCUAUCGCUGUGUUCAAACAUGUAUAAGUACAUUAGAAGGUUUACAUUCGCGUAACAAAUUUAAAAUUAAAUUGGAACCUGGCUUGUUUGAAUGGAUGGCCUGGUAUCCGGACGGUGUGCCAGAUUGGAUGAGUAGAUCGGAGUUGCUGGAGGCUGAUUACAACAUAGAUACAAGUUAUCAUCCUUUCAUCUCUGCCAAUAAAUUGAAUGAGUGUGUCAAAGAAACUACAGAAGAAUUUUAUACGCGUAACUUUGAAACUGUACGAAAAAUCAUUGAAACUACAAAGGGAAACAUUUUAAUAGUGGCGCAUGCAACUACCCUUGACACGUGUACGCGUCAAUUAAUUGGUGCGGGACCACGUUCAACAAAUGAAUUGCGACAAGUGAUACAUAAAAUACCAUACUGUAGUUUAGGCGCUGUCGAGGAGAUGGAUACAGGUGACUGGAAGUUGGUUGAACCGGAAUGUUUACCUGUGACACAUUCGAAAAAUCCUCGAUUUGAAUGGAAUGUACUCACUGCCACAUAGUGUACGUGCUUUGAGGAAUUGCUGGUAGCUACAAAUUGUAUGGAAUAACUAAUAUAAAUAAUUAUGAGUUCAAAAACAUAGUUAUUAUUAUAUUAUAUGAUAGCUAUUAUAAUUAUUUUAAGUAAAAAUUGAAAAAUUAUUAUUAUUAGUAUUCAUAGUAUAAUCAGCGCAUUUAAUAUUCGAUGGGACUAACAAACCCAUUGUAAAUUGUAUAAGUAACAAGGAUCGCAUAAGUAUGUUUGGAUGUAGCCGAACAUUAUAUACUCUCGCAAUUCGUAAAAGUUCAUGACCUGAAAUUAUUUUCAAGUGUCAACUAAUCUUUAGAAUACAACAUGUUACAUAUGAAUGGACCAGUUUCUCCAAUUUUGUCGCAUGAUUUGUUACUUUGUUAUAGCACAUUGAAUGUUUUCGAUCACUGCUAUUUAGUUGGCCGUGGAAAUGGCCAAUUCCAACCACCUCACAGUGCAUUUGCAAUUUUUAUUAAAGUUAUCGAUUGUACGUGCACACUGACGCAUGGACAGAUGACAUUCAAAAUUAAUUUGCCUUGUCAUCCUGAUCAUUUGGUAUACAUAACUCUUUCUCUUUUCAAUUAGAUUUAGGUGUUGCCAACAACCAAUAGGUUAACACUGGACACUAUGCAAUAGGUUGCGAGCGUAUAAUUAAAACUUAUCAUAAUUAAUAUUACUUUAUUAUAAUUCGUUAUUUAUUAUCCUGCAUUAAUAUACAUUGAAACAGAAUCAAAAAUUUUCAUAUCACCACGUGUCGAUGAAUUAAAAUAAUUGCAAUCAAGUUCGAACAAAGGGAAUAUCUGCAAUUAUGAUUGUUUAAUGUAUAUAAAUUCAUUAAAAGAGAAAAUUUCAUUACCUAUGUUUGAAACCUAUCUAAUAAAAAAUUCGGAAAACAAACUUCUAUUAGAUCAUAUACAUAUAUACAAAGGUUACAAAUAAACGAGUUAAGACAUCAGC